Messenger RNA from Calidris pugnax (ruff), 1953 nucleotides. RefSeq names its product solute carrier family 9, subfamily A (NHE3, cation proton antiporter 3), member 3 regulator 1 (gene NHERF1). Gene Ontology annotation, cellular component: apical plasma membrane. Gene Ontology annotation, biological process: protein localization to plasma membrane. The record is from RefSeq and is a predicted model, not a curated record. The coding region runs from base 43 to 1053 and encodes 336 amino acids. Lineage: Eukaryota; Metazoa; Chordata; Aves; Charadriiformes; Scolopacidae. The transcript has 6 exons. Gene Ontology annotation, molecular function: signaling receptor binding; protein-membrane adaptor activity.
GCGGCGGGGACCGGGAGUGGGAUCGCAGCCGCCGUUCCCGCCAUGAGCAGCGGCGGGGCCAGCGCGGCGCGGCUCUGCCGCCUGGAGCGGGGGCCGGACGGCUACGGCUUCCACCUGCACGGCGAGAAGGGCAAGCCGGGCCAGUUCAUCCGGCUGGUGGAGGCGGGCUCCCCCGCCGAGCGCUCGGGGCUGCGGGCCGGGGACCGGCUGCUGGAGGUGGACGGGGAGAACGUGGAACGGGAGAGCCACCAGCAGGUGGUGGAGCGCAUCCGCGCCGCCGCCGGCACCGUCAGCCUCCUCGUCGUGGACCCGGUGGCCGACGAGCAGCUUCAGAAGCGGGGCGGGACGGGAACCGAGCCCCCCGUGGGCGCCGAGGUGGCGGCCCCGGAGCCGGCCGAGCCCACGGCGAGGGAGCCCAGCGGCGGCCAGCGGGAGGAGCUGCGGCCCCGGCUGUGCUGCAUAAAGAAGGGCCCCAAUGGCUACGGCUUCAACCUCCACAGUGACAAGACCCGUCCCGGGCAGUUCGUUCGUGCCGUGGACCCCAACUCGCCAGCCGAGGCGGCAGGGCUGGCCCCCCAGGACCGCAUCGUCGAGGUGAAUGGGGUGUGCAUGGAGGGCAAGCAGCACGCCGAUGUGGUGGCAGCCAUCAAGGCAGGCGGUGAGGAGACCAAGCUGCUGGUGGUGGACGUCCUCACGGAUGAGUUCUUCAAGAAGUGCAAGGUGGUUCCCUCGGAGGAGCACCUCACAGGUCCCUUGCCAGAACCAGUUGCCAAUGGCGAUAUAGAGAAGGAAAACAGCGGAGAGACACGGUCCAACUCCGUGUCCGAGAGCCCGUCCAGUCCUGGGCCACUGGCCGUGUCCCCCAACUCCAUCGACAACCACAGCGAGCCCGACACGCGGGAGGUUGACAAGCGCCAUUCAGCGCCCGGCUCCAUCCUGGACCUCGACAUCCCGCUGGCGGUGGCCAAGGAGCGGGCGCACCAGAAGCGCAGCAACAAGCGGGCACCUCAGAUGGACUGGAGCAAGAAAAACGAACUGUUCAGCAACCUGUGAAGGCUCUGGGGUGGGGGUCCAUCAACCCUCCCCCCCCUCCAGCUUCACUCCCUCCUCUCCUGCAUCCCCCCUCCUCCCCACCAUCUCCGGUGGGGAUGUGGGGCUGCUCCCCACCGCUCUGACCCGAGGGCUGGGGCUCGGUGGCCAGCAGGCAUUCCUGCAGCAGGGUCCUGGGCACUGGUUUUAAGCUAGAGAGAGCUGGGGGGCAGGGGGGGCUGCCCCCAGCCAUGAGCCCAUCCCCGGGGUGCUCUUCCAGCCCUGCCUUGAAGCCCUGCACACCCCCCCUAGGCACAAACAGGGGUUUGAGGGUGGAUCUUUCGUUCCUUGGUUCUUCCCCCACCCCAAACCACAUCUCUAUUUGAGCUCCCUCCCUCCUCCCCCCAAAUUGCCCUUUAACUGCAAAACAUGUUUUAGUGAAUUUUAGCAACCCCCACCUGCCCGGCCACCAAACACAGCGAUUCCUCCCUGGGGUGUUUGAGCCCAACCUGGCAAGCUCCGUCCACGCUCCUGUCCCUUCACCCCUUGGGUCCUGGGGGGGGUACAAGGAGGGACAGGGGAGCCCCCAGCCCCUGGGGCUGUUCUGGGAGAGGAGAAGGUGUCCGGAGCCAGCGCAGCAAGCAAUAAUUAUCUCCUUUGCUCCCACUCACUCCUGGACACAGAGCUGAUCAGGGUUUGAAUCCGACACUGUUUAAUUUAAAGGCUUCUCAAUAGACUGCUUUUUUUUUUUUCUCCAAAAUAAGAGUUUUCCAAUCACACAGUCUAUUUUUUUUUUUUUUUAAAAUGUAUUUUGUGGAAAUUCUUCCUGUGAAUGUUUUGUUUCUGUGUUUCGCGAUCGGGUGUUGUUCAUACUGUCUGGCUCAAGAGAAAUUCUGUUUACUGGAAUAAACCUUCCUGACUUCA